Drosophila yakuba is the source of this 4611-nucleotide messenger RNA. RefSeq names its product formin-like protein 5 (gene Bap111). The record is from RefSeq and is a predicted model, not a curated record. The transcript has a single exon. Bases 94 to 2334 code for a protein of 746 amino acids. Gene Ontology annotation, cellular component: SWI/SNF complex. Gene Ontology annotation, molecular function: nuclear receptor binding; nucleosomal DNA binding. Lineage: Eukaryota; Metazoa; Arthropoda; Insecta; Diptera; Drosophilidae. Gene Ontology annotation, biological process: negative regulation of DNA-templated transcription.
CCUCCAACAACGCCGACAGAAAAUGGCGUCCGCCUGAAAAUUGUUGUUUCGAUUGGAAAAUCCACGCUCAUUUGACCAGCGAAUUGCGAAAAGAUGGCCCUGCCCAGCAACUACAAGCAGAUAGCCGUUGGCGGCCAGGGACCGGGUCCAGCCACACCACUCCAGGGCGUCGUGGGCGGUGGCGGAGGCUCCGGUGGCGGCAGCCGGUCGCGUUCAUCCGGCGGCGGAGGAGGUGGCGAUCGGAACAAGGAUCAGACGCCCAUCUUCACGCACAGCAACUAUGGGAAUCCGGCAUUCACGCCACAGAAGGUGACCAAGUCGUCGAGCAGCAAGAACCAGAACGAAUCACGGCUACCCAAGCCACCAAAGCCGCCGGAGAAGCCCAUUCUGCCAUACAUGCGGUACUCGAAACGGGUUUGGGACAGCGUCAAGGCGCAACAUCCCGAGCUGAAGCUCUGGGAGCUGGGCAAGAAGAUCGGCGCCAUGUGGAAGCUGCUGCCCGAGGAUGAGAAGACGGAGUUCAUCGACGAGUACGAGGCGGAGAAGCUGGAGUACGAGAAAUCGCUGAAGGCCUAUCACCAGACGCCCGCCUAUCAGGCUUACAUGUCGGCCAAGAGCAAGGUGAAGACCGACGUGGACAUGCACGAGACGCCGUCACGCGGUGGCGGCAGUAAGUCGCAGCACGAGCGACGCAUCGACAUCCAGCCGGCGGAGGACGAGGAUGACCAGGACGAAGGCUAUACGGCCAAGCACAUGGCCUACGCUCGCUACCUGCGCAAUCAUCGCCUGAUCAACGAAAUCUUCUCGGAGGCCGUAGUGCCAGAUGUGCGCUCAGUGGUGACCACCACGCGGAUGCAGGUGCUCAAGCGGCAGGUCAGCUCGCUGACGAUGCACCAAACCAAACUGGAGGCGGAACUGCAGCAGAUGGAGGAGAAGUUCGAGGCCAAGAAGCAGCGCAUGGUGGAGUCCAGCGAGGCUUUCCAGGAGGAGCUGAAGCGCCACUGCAAGCCGGCUGUGGACGAGGACACGUUCCAGAAGAUGGUGCAUCGCAUGUACGAGGAUAUUAAGCGCGAUCGCCAGCGAUUGGAUGAGCCCAAUGCGAAUAACACGACGAAUCCUGCUGCAGCUGCCGCUCCCGCUGCCGCGCCCGUGACAAGGAGCGAGGAGACAACCAAGCCGCCAACGCAGCCGGGUCAGCCAGGUGCCACACCCGCUGCUCAAGAGGCGACGGCAGCGGCUCCAGCAGCUCCGGCCAAGGAGACUCCGCCGGCUGUGAAGCCAACCACACCCAAUCCCACGCCGAGUUCGACGCCCACACCUGCACCGGCGGUGCAUGUGCACGAAACUGCCAGCAAAACGGAUCCCGAGCCCAUGGACAUUGAGCCACCACCGAAGCCAUCGGUGCCGCCGCCACCCAUCAAGCCAGAGAAGCUGGAAAUGGCCGCUGCCCUGCCGCCGCAGUCAACGCUAGUCGAGCCACCUAAAACGGAACCCCCCAAAGUGGUGGCCCAGCCCGGCAAGGUGCCCACUCCAGUUCCGACACCCACACCGCCACCUGAGGUAGCUCCAGCGGCCGGAGCAGCUACUGCAGUGCCCACAACGACGACGACACCAACGCCACCGCCGGUGCAACAACAGGUGCCACUGCCACAGCAACAGGGCGGUCCAGCUCCUCCGCCCGGCAUGCCGCAGAUGCAUCCACAUCCCGGCCAUCCGCCACCCGGACAUUCCUUGAUGCCGCCGCACAUGGGGCCGCAUCAGCCGCCGCCGGGAAUGCCCGGUCUGCCGCCGCCACCUCCGCACACGGGUUAUGCCAACUACGGCGGACCACCACAUGGGCCACCGCCUGGACCACCCGGAGGACCAGCAAGACCGUAUUACCAGCCCCAGUACGGAGGACAUCCCACGCCACAGCCCUACUACGCACCGUUCUCGCCGUAUCAGCAAUCCUAUGGCCCGCCACCAGGCUCACACUACAUGUCACCGCGUCCGCCGCCACCGCAGCACAAUGGCAACCCCGGGCAUCCAUAUGCGCCGGAGCAUGGAAGCAAUCCACCGCCACCACAGCAGCAGCAGCAACAACAACCGCCACCAGGUCACCUGCACGAGCCGAGUGGUGGAGGACCAGGUGCCCCAGGCGGUGGAGCUGGCGCGGCAACAGCGGCGGCGCCUGGAGGCGGAGUGUAUCCCACUGCCGGGGCAGGAGCGGGACCAGGAGCACCUCCGGCAGCUGGAGGAGCACCGCUGGGCGAGGCAGCAGUAGCUGGGGGAGCUCCGCCCCCGGCAACGGCACCUGGCAAGCAUCCAGAGGCGGAGAAACACGAGGCGGACUAAGACAAGGAACCCCGCCACCCAGAUCCUAGUUGUAGUCCCUAACUUAUACAUGCAUCGAUCCCUGUGUUGUAACAUAGCUGUCCCCUCUUGAAACUCCGCCCCUGUUCGCUGUACACCGGAAGAAAAACAAGCGGAAUGCUCUAAACUUGAAACCCCUCUUAGGCGCCCAAAACUCCACAUCAAUCCCAUUCUCAAUUAAGUUUAACUCACUUUUUUUUCGCGAAGCCUAAUUUUAAUAUUUUAACAAUUGAGUGUGCGUCGCAUUCUGGACUGUAUGCUAAAUAUACAAAUAAAAUAAAUGUACGUUUAUAUGUAAAUGAACAAAUUUUUAAAUGUUCCGUACUCAUUUUGCAAUUUAUAUGGGUAUUUUGCUUGGUACUAAUUGAGUAGUUACAUACACUGCCAAAAAGAAGGUAAACAUCGCUAAAUUAAAUUUUAAUAAAUAUUUGCUUACUUUUUAACGUAUGUAUCUUAUAUGCGCUGUAUAAAUAUAAUCAAGUAAAUAUAAAAACAAACCCUUAACCCUACGUGGGUGCCUUAGCUUACGAACAAAUCGGCUUAUUAACCCUUAUUGGGUGCCCGAGCCACAGAACCGCCGCUAGAUGGCGCCACUUAAUGGCAGCCUUGAAACCCCAAAUCAAAGACAAUCAAAAAAGGGGGCAGAGCCAAAGCCACCCACACACACACAGAUGCAGCCAGCCAAACUUGCACACACAGAGACGAGCGGUUAACAGACACACACACACACGCACGCACGCAGCGAGAUUAACACACGUAAACAAAGCGAAUGACGUUUGGUUUCGAUUUUUGGAGUCAACUGUACCAUCGCCACCUAUCCACCUCCCUUUCGCACCCACUACUUCCAUUCCGUUUUCGCAGAAAAUAAAACAAUUUGUUGGUGUUGGGUUUUUUUGGUUUCUUCUAUAGAAAAAACCGUUUAUUUUUUAUUUUCUUUUUUUUUUUUUGCUGAUGUUUCCAGUUAUUUUUGCUGUUGCUGUCACUGAUUUUUUGUUUUUGUAUGUUCGUGGUGUUUGUUUUUAUAUUGGUUCUUGUAAGCUACGACGAUACGAUAUAGACACAUAUUAAGUCCGAUUUGUUUAAAUGUUCAAUGUGAAACUAGUUAUCGACACCAAUUUACAAGAAUAUGUAUAUAUAUAUGCAUGUUUAAGGGCGUUUACAAUUGAUUAUUUUGCACGUGUUUCAAACUACAAAUAUGUAAAUAUUGGGAAAUAUUCAAUGCUCUGCUCGGCUUUUACUGUGUAUUGUUGUGAUUUUGUCUUGGUUAUUUUUAUUCGAUGCUCUUCCAAAUCUAUAGAUGCGUACUUUAAUUUGAUUGCUGAAUCAUCUUUAUAUCUUUUCUCAUCUCCCGAUUCUUCUUCUUCAUCUUCUUCGACAUCGUCCGCCUAAACGUAUAAAAUGCAUGUAAAUCUAAAAUCUUAUUUAAUCAACUAUUUCUGUCACGCCCAUCCCUUCGUUAUAUAUAUAUAUAACUUCUAUAUAUAUAAUGCUCUGUAUAUGAUUUGCAGUAACGAAAGGUGAACAAAAGAAAGAGUAUUAAUGUCUAGUGCUUUUGCUUCCAUAAAGAUUUAUAUAUAUAUGUAUUUAUAUAUAUAUAUAUAUAUAUGUAUGUAUUUAUGUAUAUAUAAGCAUAUACGUAAGUGUAAAGUUAAGUGUACUCGAUUCGGUUUUCGGUGUUAUAUAUGGAUAUCAUCUUCAUAAAAGCCGCGUGCCUCCGGUUGCAUCGCCAGAUGGCCAUGCCCUCGCCGCCCAUCCAGAGAUCCGGGAAUCCCCGCCAGGCAGUCCGCCUUGCCACGUCCAGCUGGCGUUUGGUUGGCCCCGACCUCCAGGCUCCGCUCAUCCCGGCCGCCAGUUGGUGAGCCUCUCCUUGAUUGAAUGAAAGAAGGCGAGACAGGCGCCUUAAAGAUCACGGAUUACCUGGAAAUCGAAGCCCGCCAGCUGGACAAUUGUUGGAGUGGUUGGUGGCGGAUGUUGCAGACGGACAGACGACGACAGCUGCCCGGGGGAAUUCCCUUCCAAAUCGAAGAGGUGGACCCGGAUUUGGAGGGCAAGAUCCAUGGCGCAGCGUACACGAUCCAACCGUCGACACGCAGGCGAGAAAAAAAACUUAAUAACUAAUAUAUAAUAGUAAUAAUAAGAGUUACAAAUAUUGUUUAAGCAUUACAGUAAUGUUGUGUGUUGUUUUGUGUGUGGUAUUUCUCGCAUCGACAUCGCCACUCGGACGAUCCGAUUGAACAACAAAAGGAUGAUAAAUGUAUA